Fomitiporia mediterranea MF3/22 is the source of this 1767-nucleotide messenger RNA. Its product is annotated as MBOAT-domain-containing protein. Gene Ontology annotation, cellular component: endoplasmic reticulum; membrane. The record is from RefSeq and is a predicted model, not a curated record. The transcript is spliced from 10 exons. Lineage: Eukaryota; Fungi; Basidiomycota; Agaricomycetes; Hymenochaetales; Hymenochaetaceae. Gene Ontology annotation, molecular function: 1-acylglycerol-3-phosphate O-acyltransferase activity; 1-acylglycerophosphocholine O-acyltransferase activity. The coding region runs from base 43 to 1611 and encodes 522 amino acids. Gene Ontology annotation, biological process: lipid modification; glycerophospholipid biosynthetic process.
AGCUCGAGAGGGCUUCGUACUGGAUUGGCUUACAUUAGGGUGAUGGAUGCCAUAUUCCAGCCUCUGGCUGACACUCUGGGCGCGUCUGUUGACCAGGUUGAGCUCAUCUCAUGUCUCUUGAUAUCGUAUCCGCUUGGAAGCGUGUUCAUCCGUCUACCAGCGGGGCACCAUGCCAUAAAACACCUGUUUAAUAUUGGAGUAACAAUGUUCUACCUCCUUGGGAUGCUCGAGCUUUGGUCUGGUGCUGCUCAGCUACUUGGAAGUGUCCUCGCAACGUACUUCAUUGCGAAGAAUGUGAAGAGCUCGAACAUGCCGUGGAUUGUUUUCUUUAUUGUGAUGGGACACUUAAUGGUUAACCAUGUCAUUCGAGCGAUGUUCAACCUGAGCUACGAAACGUUUGAAGUUACCGGUCCACAGAUGGUUCUUACAAUGAAGCUAACGACAUUUGCUUGGAAUGUGUAUGAUGGUCGCCGACCCGAAAAGGAGCUUGACAAAUGGCAACUUGAGAAGCGCGUUGCAGAAUACCCCUCAUUACUGGCUUUCUUGGGUUACUCGUUCUACUUCCCUGGCUUUCUGAUCGGACCGUACCUAGAUUUUGCUUCAUAUACCUCACUCGUUGACGAGUCGCUAUUCACAACGAAGAAAGGGAAGGAGAAGGCCGUUACACCUGGAGGCCGGCGAGUACCUAUUGGUCGCAAACGAGUUGCAUACAGGAAGAUGGUUAUUGGUCUUGUAUUUCUUGGGAUGUAUGUGACGCAGAUCGGAAAGUUCAGCUUUGCUAGUUCCCUAGAAGAUUGGUUUGCGCAGAAGAGUCUACUCUAUCGUCUUGUGGUCAUUCAGAUUUGCGGAUUCUUUGAACGAACAAAAUAUUAUGCAAUCUGGACUUUGACGGAGGGAGCUAGCAUCCUGACGGGCUCAGGCUUCUCAGGGUACGGUCCUAACGGAGAGACUGUCUGGAAUGACGCUGCAAACGUUGAUAUCAUGAACAUCGAGUUCGCACCAAACUUCAAAGUGAUGCUUGAUUCGUGGAACAUGAAGACGAAUGUCUGGUUACGAGAAUGUGUCUACAAGCGAGUCACUCCGAAGGGCAAGAAACCUGGCUUCAGGAGUAGCAUGAUGACGUUUGGAACGAGUGCAUUCUGGCACGGUUGCUCCGGAGGUUACUACGUCGCCUUCUUCUACGGCGGCUUCGUACAAACAGUCGGCCGUCUCUGCAGGAACCACCUCCGUCCCUUACUCCUUCCUCCAAAUAUCGGCAAGAACGACGUUCCCCCACCAACACUCGCAAAACGUAUCUACGACGUCCUCGGAAUAAUGUGCGCAGUAGCCUGCAUGAAUUACGCAGCAAUGCCAUUCAUGCUUCUCACCAUCGUCGAUUCACUGAAAGGCUGGCGAGCCGUGGGGUGGUACGGACAUGUCCUUGUGUUUGGUGGUUUGGCGUUUUUCUAUCUGGGAGGUUCGAGGUAUUUGAAAGGCGUGCAGAUGAGGAGGGUGAAGAAGGUGGAUGCAGGGAAGGUUAAGUCGGAGGAAGUAUCGGGCUUUACUACACCUGAACCGAUGACUCUGCCUCCUGUGGAUAUUGCACUCGAAGAGGUGGACAAGAAGAUUUAGAUUUUGCGGAAUUAUCUUGGUUCACGGAGGUGAUCGCUCCCAGAUACACACAUUCAAAACUAUGGCUCAUACAUGUCUUGCAUAACUGAAUUAGAUGGUUUCUUGGAUAAUUACGUUUUUGCUUUCUCUAGAUAGAUGGUUUGUUUUCUUAGUUUC